AUGACACCUUUGUCUGAGGAAGAGCAGAAAGAUUUCGAUAAUGCAAAGGUUUGCGCCAUAUGUGAGAAACCAUUCGAAAUGUGGCAACCAAAGAUAAAGGACCAUUGCCAUUUAACGGGAAAGAAAAGAUUUGGGGCCAGUCAUUCGGUUUGCAAUUUAAAUUAUAAAAUACCGAACUUUAUUCCCAUUAUAUUACACAACUUUUCCGGAUAUGAUGCACAUUUAUUUGUACGCGAGUUGUGCUCAAACAAAGAUAAAAUCGACGUUAUUGCUCAAAGUAAGGAAAAGUACAUUUCAUUUACAAAACACCUUUAUAUGUGCGAUUAUGUUGGAAACGACGGCAAAACAAAGAAAGCUUAUUUAAAAAUGAGAUUUAUAGAUAGUUUCAGGUUUUUAUCAACAUCUCUCGAAAACUUAGCGGCAAAUUUAAAUGAUAGUCAAUUCGAGGAAAUCGUUAAGUAUUUUCCGGAUCAGGAGCGCUUCAAUUUAAUUCGACAAAAAUGUGUUUUUCCAUACAGUUUUCUAACAGAUAUUAAUAAAUUGAAUAAAAGCGAGUUGCCUACAAAGGAUGAGUUUUAUGAUAAAUUGAACGAAACUCAUAUAACAGAUAAUGAAUGCGAAAGAGCACAGAAAACGUGGAAUAUGGUUAAUUGUCAAAGUUUGGGUGAUUAUUCCGAUAUAUACUUGAAAUCAGAUGUGUUAAUAUUAUGCGAUGUAUUUGAAAACUUUAGAAAAUUGUCUUUGAACAAAUAUAAACUGGAUCCAUGUCAGUAUCUGAGUGCACCUAGUUUGGGGUGGGAUGCCAUGUUGAGAUUAACAAAAAUAGAGUUGGAGCUUUUAACUGACGUUGAAAUGAUACAUUUUUUUAAAAAAGGUAUUCGCGGUGGAAUCAGUCAAUGUUCCGGUAGAAAACAUAUCGGAAAUAACAAGUUUCUUCCAAAUUUUAAUCCAAACGAACCUUCGUCUUUUAUAACAUAUUUGGACGCGACGAAUCUAUAUGGGCAUAGUAUGUCACAGUGUUUACCAACCGGGGGAUUUACGUGGUUAACAGAAUCAGAAAUCUCUCAGUUGGAUGUUAUGGAUAUUCCAGACGAAGGGUCUUAUGGUUAUGCAUUAGAAGUAGAUGUAGAAUAUCCUAAAGAAUUACACGAUGUUCACGCGGAUUUACCGAUUUUGGCUGAGAAUAUGAUUCCACCCGGUGCAAAAUCGAUUUCCAAAUUAAUUCCAAAUUUAAAUAACAAAAAUAAAUAUAUAGCACAUUUUAGGAAUUUGAAAGUUGCAAUUAGAAACGGUUUGAAGGUAACGAAAAUACAUCGCGUAAUUAAAUUUAAUCAGAGCGCUUGGUUGGAAGUAUAUAUCGAUCUUAACACAGAAAUGAGAAAUGCCACAAAUAAUAAAUUCGAAAAAGAUCUCUAUAAAUUAAUGAACAAUGCUGUGUACGGCAAAAGCUUAGAAAAUGUUGAUAAUAGGAAAGAUAUUAAACUUGUAACUCAUUGGGAAAAAGUUCGUCAAUCGUUUGGGGCUAACACGUUAAUCGCUCGACCGAAUUUUGAGACAUGCACAAUUUUUUCAGAAUAUUUCGUUGCUAUACAUAUGGGCAAAUUGAAAGUUAACUACAGCAAACCUAUAUACCUAGGUUUUAGUAUAUUAGAAUUAUCUAAAACGGUGUUGUACAAUUUUUUUUACGACACAAUAAAAACUAAUUUCGGCAAUAAAGCUUCUUUAUUGUAUACUGACACCGAUUCGUUAAUAAUCAAAAUUUAUACCGAUAACUUUUAUGCUUUUAUGAAAUUGAAUAUAGAUCGCUUCUAUACGUCAAACUACAAGGAUGGAAAUAAGUUUGAUGUUCCAGUAUCUCGCUCGAUAUUGGGCAAUUUCAAAGACGAAUUUCCAUCUGAUCCAAUAACAGAAUUCUAUGGCACGGGAGCUAAAGCAUAUUACGUAAAAUCUAUAAAUAGUGAAUUGAAAAAGGCUAAAGGGGUUAAGAGGUCUGUUAUAAAAAACAAUUUGACCGUGGACGAUUACCAGAAAAUCGUAGAUCGGGGCGGUUUAAUUUUCAGAAAAAUGAACUCUUUCCGAAGUGAGUUACACAACAUUUAUACGGAAUUAAAGAACAAAGUGGCUCUCUCUCAUUACGACGAUAAGCGUUUCAUCAUUCCCAAUACUGUUUCAACUUUACCCUGGGGUCACAAUGAUAUCCAGUUCUAUCAAACCGAAUACGAUAAAAAUUUUGAUUGGUUCGUGACAGUCAUAAGCCAGACCGCGGGUAUGAGUAAUUCGGAAAACAAUUUACAAAAUUUAAUUCGGGCACUUGAAGAAAUUGUCGAAUAA
Anoplophora glabripennis (Asian longhorned beetle) is the source of this 2331-nucleotide messenger RNA. RefSeq lists its product as uncharacterized. Gene Ontology annotation, molecular function: nucleic acid binding; nucleotide binding. The record is from RefSeq and is a predicted model, not a curated record. Lineage: Eukaryota; Metazoa; Arthropoda; Insecta; Coleoptera; Cerambycidae. The transcript has a single exon. The coding region runs from base 1 to 2331 and encodes 776 amino acids.